Messenger RNA from Macrosteles quadrilineatus (aster leafhopper), 1681 nucleotides. RefSeq names its product thiamine transporter 1-like. The transcript is spliced from 11 exons. The record is from RefSeq and is a predicted model, not a curated record. Lineage: Eukaryota; Metazoa; Arthropoda; Insecta; Hemiptera; Cicadellidae. Bases 335 to 1555 code for a protein of 406 amino acids. Gene Ontology annotation, biological process: transmembrane transport; vitamin transport. Gene Ontology annotation, molecular function: vitamin transmembrane transporter activity. Gene Ontology annotation, cellular component: plasma membrane.
UAAAAGUUAAACCUAAUCUAGCCUAGCCUAUUACCCAAAAUAAACAUUCAACUACUUACUCUAGGCGGGUUGUCUUAUGUAUACAUCAAAUAGAUAACAUCCUGUGACUUUAAAAAAUGCACUAAAUUUCACUCUUUUGUUUUAAGGAAUAAGCGACAGACGCUAGGCACGAGCCCGGUAUGAGUCCCUUUUAAGUACGAGUCCCUUUUAAAGGUGUGCAAAGCAUUGGUUAACUAGAACCUAAUGCAUACAUGUUUUCUGCUAGAAAACUUAAGCGUAAAACAAGUGGAGUAUCGUAAAGUGAAGAAAACUGAAGACCAGCUACACCCAAACUAUGAUCCCUCAAGAAAUAAUGCAGCCCUGGUGGAUUCUUUCAUUAAGAAUCGGAGCUUUUGGUUUUCUCAAAGAAUUUCGCCCGGAAGAUCCUUACAUCACUCAGUACUUGGUUGGACCAAUUAUGAACCUGACUGAAGAUGAGGUGAACCAGAAAGUGUAUCCAAUUGCAACGUAUGUUGGCCUCGUCCAAAUCAUUUUUGUAUUCCUGCUGACAGAUUAUCUUUGCUACAAGCCUAUCAUUGUACUCAACGCUCUCUGUGGGGUAAUAUCUCAAGGAAUCCUUAUAUGGGGCAGAGGACUAACUGCUGUGCAAGUGAUGGAGUUUUUCUACGCUACUAUGACUGCGUGCGAAGUGGCGUAUUACACAUACAUUUAUGCCAAGGUAGAUAAAGAGCAUUACCAGAAAGUGACAAGCCACAUGAGAGCAGCUGCGCUGACUGGAAGGUUUACGUCUGCAGUUACGUCACAGACAGUCCUGUCCCUUGGGCUCCUCACUGUUGCUGACCUCAACCAUCUCACCUUCGGAGGUAUGUGCUGUGCGUUAGUGUGUGCCCUCACUCUACCAUCCAUGAGCCACAGUCUUUACUUUCACAGAAAAGCUCCCAAACCCAUCAACAGGGAUGACAGUCUUUCAGAACAAACAAACAGCUCUGCAACUCCCCAUGAAUCUUCUCGGUUGAACCUAAAUCACAGCAAAUACUCUCUUGAGCAAGAUGAGGACAAAGAUGACUCUGUCCAUACCAAGACAGCAACUACUUCUCAGAUAGAUGUUCCUUCCAGUGAUUCAGAAACCCAAGACACUCCAAGAGAAUCAAACUGCCAUAAAGUUGCCUCUUUACUGUGGAAGGAUUUGAAAGAUGCGUACACUAACCUGUAUGUCCUCAAGUUUUGUAUCUGGGUGGCGCUAGCGACAUGUGGUUACAAUCAGAUGAUGACAUAUGUUCAAAUUCUUUGGGUUAAAAUUGGAGGAAAACAACAAGUUGCUUACAAUGGGGCAGUGGAAGCGGUUUACACGAUUAUUAGUGCUGUGUCAACUCUAGCAUUUGGUCAGCUGAAUGCCAACUGGUCCAAAUAUGGAGAGGCCUUUCUUGGCCUGUUGACUAUACUGCAAGGAGUGGUUCUGGCGAUCAGUGCAAAUACUGACUCUAUGUUUGUGGCAUAUACUGCUUAUAUCAUAUUCGGGAUGCUCUACAACAUAAUGCUAGUUAUGACUAAGUAAGUAUGAGUAGAUAUUAAGAUUUCUAACCCGGAACUACACAUUACUUCAGGCUAGUCCUAGUGGGUUGCGGCAUUAUCACAUGGAUAAAAUCCAUUGGUGAACGGCGGAGGACCUCGGAUACCGAAA